CUCCCCGCCUCCCCCUCCUCCCCGCCUCCCCCUCCUCCCUCCAUCUCCUCUCUCUCCUCUCGACAGGCGGCAGGAUGGACGUCGUAAACCAGCUGGUGGCCCAGGGUCAGUUCAGGGUGCUGAAGGUUCCUCUGGGCUUCAUUAAGGUCUUAGAAUGGUUCUUCGCCAUCUUUGCCUUCUCUACCUGUGGCAGUUACUCAGGGAUGUUUCGGAUGUCAGUGGAGUGUAAGAACCGGACAGACAGUGACCUGAGUAUAGAGGUGGAGUUUGAGUAUCCAUUCAGACUCCACCAGGUGUAUUUCGACGCCCCCGUCUGUAAUGCUGGGGAAACAGAGCGUUUAUUUCUGGUUGGCGACUACUCUUCCUCGGCCGAAUUCUUUGUCACCAUCGGAGUCUUUGCCUUCCUCUACUCCACAGCGGCUCUCAGCAUCUAUGUCUUCUUCUUCGAGAAGUACAAGGAGAACAACAAGGGCCCGCUGAUCGACCUGGGAGUGACUGGAGUGUUCGCCUUCAUGUGGCUAGUGAGUUCGGCGGCCUGGGCCAAAGGUCUGUCUGACGUUAAGAGUGCAACCGACCCAGACAGGGUGAUCACUCUGAUUAAGGCCUGCAAGGGUGAGGGGAACCGCUGUCGUGAAGUCCACGACCCGGUCAUGUCUGGACUCAACACAUCUGUGGCAUUUGGUUUCAUUAACCUGAUCCUGUGGGCGGGAAACCUAUGGUUCGUCUUUAAAGAGACAGGUAUCAUCGCUCCCUUCAUGCGGGCUCCUCCUCCAGAAGGGAAACCUGCUGCACCAGAGGCCUACGCCCAGCAGGGGGCGUACGAACAAGACCCGUAUGCCAGCAACCAGGCGGGAUACCAACCCGACUACAGCCAGCAAGGAUACAAUCAGGAUGCAGAGUACGGUCAGGGAUACGGCCAGCAGGGGGCGCCUACCUCCUUCUCCAAUCAGAUGUGAACUUACAGGUAGCAGGAAACGUCGGAGUGAACCGAGAGUGGGUCGCCUGCAACCUACCCACAAUGCAACACUCCUUUCUGUCUGCAAAGUAAACGGGUGGGGUGGGGGGUGGAGUGAGGGAGGGGAAGGGGAUGGAGGUUGAAAGGGGGGGGGGGUGUUUAGAUGUUCACUAUAAUGAAUCGAUGUGUAAAUGAUUAAAAAGAGUCUUAUAACUAACAAAUCCACAACUUGAACAAAGAACUACAACAACAACAACAACAACAAACAACGCUGACGGAUAGAAACCUUCUGAAACAGUGACUAUGUUGAUAAGAGUUAAAUUCAUAUUAAUCUGUGGAGAGAAUGUAUGUUUGUGUUGUAUAGAUAUCACUUUGAACAGAUAUAUAAUAUAGACUGAAUUGUUUCUUCAUGUUUCCUAUUGAACCCCGCCCCGUCAUAUGCCCCGCCCCCAACAUCAACAAACCAGAUUCACAUCGGCCAGUCACAAAGCUGUUCAGACUGGGUUCACAAAGAUCCAAACCAGACAAACUAGAUUCGAACCAAAUGAGAAUCAGAUCAAACCGGAUCCAACCCUGCCUCCACCAACAUCACCUCCCAGCUGUUUGCUGUUUGUCUUGCUGCAUGUAAAUAUCAACACAGGAAGUGAUGUCAUCCUGGAGAUGCAGUUAACCCAGUCUGGACUCCAGCUUCAUGGCGACACCGGGUGGAAACUGGAUCCAAAAUGGCUCCUUGUCACUACGGUUUGCACUGUGUGUGUUUGAUUAAUGGGCUCAGCUGGAGCUUUGUUCUGUCUGUUACAUUCCUGCUGCUGCUCAGUGGAGAGGCCGUGACCUGCAGACACGUCCGUCUGAAAUAUGACCAUCACAAACCAAACCAACAUCAGAUCAGAUCAGAUCAUUCUACUUUCACAGAUCUAAAACAUCAGAGUUUUUCUUGUUGCCAGGCAACUGUGGUCGAGGGACGGUGACAUUGCUUUGCUGCAUCAAAACUGUUUCUGUGGUAUCUUGGUUUGGUAUCCAGUCAAAGUAUGAACCAAUGACUGUGUGUAAAGAUGGAUGGCAUUACAGCUCCCAAAAAUGAAGCCAAAACCCAUCGAUUGCCCCCCUGGUCGCUGGCUGCAGUACAGGUCGUAAAGCCUGUCUCCUCCAUUAACAUGGACGUCGUCCAUCUUUAUAAAAAGUCACUGGUAUGAACACAAAUGUAAAGCGUCCGCUUGUUCAGGUUGAGUCAGUCUUCCUCAGAAGCGCCAUGUGACAGUGACAGACGUCAGUUAAAAUCCACACGUUACAGAAAUCAAAUCAAUAAAAUGUGAAGUUCAUCAACGAACACGUUUUCCAAUACGAUCACUACAACGGGGGUUUCACAAACCAAACAUAAAUUCUGUUUAGUUACUUAUCAUUCUGUUUCACAGUCAGUUAAUGUGACAGUAAAUGCUGCAGUCACAUUACAGUUAGCUACUGUUAGCUAACAGCUAGCUGCAGCAGGACAGCAGUCAGUCUGAUUAAAUUUAUUACUAGAUAAAACCAGGUAGCUACUGUUAACUAACAGUUAGGCUACCACACACUGACUGACCCUAACGGUUCAGACGGACAUGUCUGUGCUCUUCUCGGCUCUCAGCCAAUCAGCAGCAGCCAUGAGCUGUUUUUGUAAAAAACUAUGCUUCUUCUUUGGUUGUUUUUUUGGAAAGUGAAGCUGUUUUUAGCGUCGGUAUCUUCCUCCGCAUGGUGACGUGUUUCCUGCUCGUGUUGUACAGUAAAUGAUGAUCGGUGUGAUUCUACUUCCUGUUCUCCUGUACAGGUGUGUGUGUGAGUGUGUAACCUGUCCAUACUUCUAUUAUAUCUCUCCAUCAUUCUCGAAUUUUUUACCUCUAUUCUUUCCUUCAACUCUUCAUCACUAUUUAUUUGUUUACUUUCUUUACUCUGUCAAUAUUUUCUUUUUUAUCCCUGGUCUCCCUUUCUCCUUUUCCUUCCUUUUAUCUCCUGUUCCUAACUUGUUCCCUCCUCUUCUCUUCCUCCUUAUCCUCCCUUCCCUCCUCUUCCUCUUCCUCUUAUUUUUAAUAUUUUCAUUUUUUUCUUGUCCCCCUCUCUCUCUUUCUUCCAGUCGCGUUCUUCUUCUUGUCGUUCUUCUUUGUGACUCUCCUCUUUGGCUCUGUGAUGUAACUUCCUGUGUGAUGAUAUUCUACUCAGCAUCAGUAACCAUGGCCAUGGUGUUGACAGUGUUGAUGAUGACGAUAUGUGUGUGUGACUUGUUGCUAUGGAGACGCCCCCAAACCCCACCCCAGCCCCUCCUCUCCCUCUUGUGUUUAUUCAGUGGAAAAUUUCAAUAAACGACAAACUCGUCUCUGA
Seriola aureovittata is the source of this 3301-nucleotide messenger RNA. It is a transcript of the gene sypa, whose product is annotated as synaptophysin a. Gene Ontology annotation, cellular component: presynaptic active zone; synaptic vesicle; synaptic vesicle membrane. The record is from RefSeq and is a predicted model, not a curated record. Lineage: Eukaryota; Metazoa; Chordata; Actinopteri; Carangiformes; Carangidae. The coding region runs from base 75 to 956 and encodes 293 amino acids. The transcript has 8 exons.